This is a messenger RNA of Bipolaris oryzae ATCC 44560, 1680 nucleotides long. RefSeq lists its product as uncharacterized. NCBI's taxonomy places the organism in Eukaryota, Fungi, Ascomycota, Dothideomycetes, Pleosporales, Pleosporaceae. The record is from RefSeq and is a predicted model, not a curated record. Gene Ontology annotation, cellular component: nucleus; ribonucleoprotein complex; cytosol. Gene Ontology annotation, molecular function: mRNA 3'-UTR binding; poly(U) RNA binding; poly(A) binding. The transcript is spliced from 5 exons. The coding region runs from base 1 to 1680 and encodes 559 amino acids.
AUGGCUGCCAACGGUCGUCAACAGAGCUACGGGGCUCCUACUGCCGGAUACAAGGGUCAGCAUGUGCUCAACAAUCAAGGUCAUGGGUCCGCCCAAUACCUCCCCCGAGGUCUGCCUAUGUCCCCCCAUGGUGAUAAUGGAAUGCAAGGUCUGACGAACAACAUGGCAGUCCUCGGCAUGCACGCCCCAUAUGGAUCCGCCGCUACUUCUAAGCCUGCCAACUCUGCACUACCAGGCGGUUCUUCCGACUACGGCAAUAUCCCAAUCUCCAAUGGCCAGGGACUCUGGGUCCCGAACCAGCAUGUCAUUGGAUCCAUGUAUCCGAUGAUACCUGGCGCUCAGCAUCAGGCCGGUAUGACACCUUCUCCUGGCAUGUAUAGCCAUGCUGGCACGUAUGUUCAGCAGGCAGCAUAUCAGUAUGGCCAAGGCGUCAUCGACAACAGCCCUGUUCCACCUGCUUGGGCGACUCGUAUGUCAUCGGCGGAGAUCCCAUCGCUCAUGACGCCCCGCCGUGACUCCAUCUCCUCCAAUGAGAAUGACAACCCUGGCACACCUCACGGUAGUGGUGGCAUGUACCGUUACGGCAACAACACUGCUAUCAUGGACCGUUCCCCAAACGCACUUUACUUGAGCAGUGCUACCCCUUCCCCAUCACAGUUGGCCCAUCCCUACCAGGUCAUGGCCCCGAUACAGAAGCAGCAAACCAUACCUACAUUGCCUCCGCAUCUGCUGUCGCUGGUGCACCAAGAGCCACCUAUUCCCCGGGCUAUUCCCGCUCCUAGCUCCCCACACAAGCCACUCGACCGUAGCCUAGAGAACAAGACUGGUGAGACCAACGUCUACAUCCGUGGGCUGCUUCCUGAGACUACGGAUGAGAUGCUUCAUAUGUGGGGCAAGCGCUUUGGUGACAUUCAGAGCUCCAAGUUCGGCUUCAUCAAAUAUCAUAACUUCGAGGAUGCUGAGGACUGCAUUCGUGGCUUUCACUAUCUUGGAUACGAAGUCAGCUUCGCUCGUGAAUCCUUCUACUCUAAGCUCAAGAAGUUCGCUGACGAGAGCAACACCAAUCUUUAUGUGUCCAACAUUCCCAAGAACAUGAAUGAGCAUGAACUCGCUUCAAUAUUCGCACCUCACAAAGUGUGUUCGAGCAGAAUACUCCGUGACUCUUCUGGCACUGGCCGUGGUGUCGGCUUUGCUCGUUUUGAAUCUCGCGAUAUCUGCGACCUGGUCAUCAAGGAAUUCAACAAUACUCCUGUGUCUAAGCCUGGUGGCGAGGAACAUCUCAUUCAGAUCCGCUUCUCAGAUACACAUGAGCAGAAGAUGCUGAAGCAACAAACUGCUGCAGGCCGCGUAUUUCGUGCUGCAGAGUAUGAAGUCGGCGUUGCUCAGGCCAGGGCUCUGGGAACGCCUGAUCGUUACCUUUCCGCGUCCCCGAUUUCGCCAGGCCACGCCAACGAAUUCGAGAUGUUCAUGCGCGGUCAGCGGCAGCCAUGGUCGCCCCCAGUACCAUCUACACUGGGCCCUGCUAGGUCUUCUGUCUACUACAUGCCCCAGGGCGGACCCAUCAAGAGCGACGAUGAUACUUCGGAGAAUGGUGUUGAAGUCAAGACAAACCCCGCGACUCCAGUCAAGGCUGAUGACAAGUCGGCUUCGCCAAGCCGGUUCUCCAACCGCAACGACUGA